GUUCAGGAAACGGAUCCAAUAGCAAUGGUGGUAACCAAGAUUCAGGAAGCGGAUCCAAUGGCAAUGAUGGUAACCAAGGUUCAGGAAGCGGAUCUAAUGGCAGUGGUGCUAACCAAGUUGCAGGAAACGGAUCCAAUGGCAAUGGUGAUAACCAAGGUUCAGGAAGCGGAUCUAAUGGCAGUGGUGCUAACCAAGUUGCAGGUAACGGAUCCAAUGGCAAUGGUGAUAACCAAGGUUCAGGAAGCGGAUCCAAUGGCAGUGGUGCUAACCAAGGCUCAGGAAGCGAAUCCAAUGGCAAUGGUGCUAACCAAGGUUCAGGAAACGGAUCCAAUAGCAAUGGUGGUAACCAAGGCUCAGGAAGCGGAUCCAAUGGCAAUGGUGGUAACCAAGGUUCAGGAAGCGGAUCCAAUGGCAGUGGUGCUAACCAAGUUUCAGGAAACGGAUCCAAUGGCAAUGGUGCUAGCCAAGGUUCAGGAAACGGAUCCAAUAGCAAUGGUGGUAACCAAGGUUCAGGAAGCGGAUCCAAUAGCAAUGAUGGUAACCAAGGUUCAGGAAGCGGAUCUAAUGGCAGUGGUGCUAACCAAGUUUCAGGAAACGGAUCCAAUGGCAAUGGUGAUAACCAAGGUUCAGGAAGCGGAUCCAAUGGCAGUGGUGCUAACCAAGGUUCAGGAAGCGAAUCCAAUGGCAAUGGUGCUAACCAAGUUUCAGGAAACGGAUCCAAUGGCAAUGGUGGUAGCCAAGGCUCAGGAAGCGGAUCCAAUGGUAAUGGUGGUAGCCAAGGUUCAGGAAACGGAUCCAAUGGCAGUGGUGCGAAUAAGAAACGCGGUGGUAACCAAGUUUCAGGAAACGGAUCCAAUGGCAAUGGUGCUAGCCAAGGUUCAGUAAGCGGAUCCAAUGGCAGUGGUAAUAACCAAGGUUCAGGAAGCGGAUCCAAUGGCAAUGGUGGUAACCAAGGUUCAGGAAGUGGAUCCAAUGGCAAUGGUGGUAACCAAGGUUCAGGAAGCGGAUCCAAUGACAGUGGUGCUAACCAAGUUUCAGGAAACGGCAAUGGUGGUAACCAAGGUUCAGGAAGCGGAUCCAAUGGCAAUGAUGGUAUCCAAGGUUCAGGAAGCGGAUCCAAUGGUAGUGGUGCUAGCCAAGGUUCAGGAAGCGAAUCCAAUGGCAAUGGUGCUAACCAAGUUUCAGGAAACGGAUCCAAUGGCAAUGAUGGUAACCAAGGUUCAGGAAGCGGAUCCAAUGGCAGUGGUGAUAACCAAGUUUCAGGAAGCGGAUCCAAUGGCAAUGGUGGUAGCCAAGGCUCAGGAAGCGGAUCCAAUGGCAAUGGUGGUAGCCAAGGUUCAGGAAGCGGAUCCAAUGGCAGUGGUGCGAAUAAGAAACGCGGUGGUAACCAAGUUUCAGGAAACGGAUUCAAUGGCAAUGGUGGUAACCAAGGUUCAGGAAGCGGAUCAAUGGUAAUG
Dentiscutata erythropus is the source of this 1457-nucleotide messenger RNA. NCBI's taxonomy places the organism in Eukaryota, Fungi, Glomeromycota, Glomeromycetes, Diversisporales, Gigasporaceae. The record is from the annotation of a GenBank genome assembly.